CCGGUUUCCGCCUUCCUCUCCCCUAUAUCUAACUCCCUAACUUUCCACGCACAAGCCCAAAUGAUCAGUACCACUAGCUCUCAGUUCUCAUACAACAACAAAUGGAGCAAACUCAUCAUAAGACCCACUUCCUUAUAACAACCUACCCGGCCCAAGGCCACAUAAACCCGUGCAUCCACCUCGCCGACCGCCUCGCCAAGACCACCGGGGCCCACAUCACCUUCUCCACCGCGGUCUCCGCCCACCGCAUAAUGUUCCCUAACCUCACCUCCGCCGACCAAGAAGUCGACGACGGCGGGCGCAGUCGCUCCUACUUCCCCUUCUCCGGCUUCGACGACGGAUAUAAGGCCGGGGUCGAUGACCCAGCCCUCUUCCUUUCAAACUCCAAAACCGUCAGCCCGAAGAGCCUCUCGUCGGUUAUCGCCACGCUCAACUCUCGCGGCCGACGGGUCGACUGCGUGAUUUAUGCCUUCAUGUUGUCAUGGGCCGCCGACGUGGCCCGCGAGCACGGGAUUCCGUCGGCCCAGUACUGGAUCCAGCCUGCCACCGUUUUCUCUAUAUACCAUGCUUUUCAUGGUUACGAGCAGCUCAUAGCCGCGCACUCUAAGGACCCCUUGUUUACGGUGGAACUGCCCGGACUGCCACCGAUGCGCAUCCGCGACAUUCCGUCGUUCUUGACUGUGCCGAGCACUUCAGGUGAUUUCUACUCGGCGCUCCACACCGUGGUGAAGGAGGCGUUCUUGACCUUGGACAGCGAGGUCAAGAAGAGCCCGACAAAGCCGAAGGUUUUGGUGAACACGUUCGAUGAGCUAGAAGCCGAUGCUCUCUCUGCCGUGGGCGACACGGAUGUGAUUGCAAUAGGUCCAGUUCUGCAGUCGGUUUCGGAGGGUAGUGCGAAAGCGUCAGGUUUCGAUCUGUUCAAGCCCGAUGAGAAGGGAUACAUGCAGUGGCUAGAUUCAAAGCCGGAGAAGUCGGUCGUCUAUGUGUCGUUCGGGAGCUUAGCGGUCCUAAAGGAGGAGCAAAUGGAUGAGAUUUUGAGAGGGUUGAAAGCGAGCGGAAGGCCGUACUUGUGGGUGGUGAGAAAAGACUGCAGGCUCGAAGGAGUACUCGAAUUGGAGGAACCGGGGGAGAGUGCAAUGGUCGUGGAGUGGUGCUCGCAAGCGCGAGUCCUGGCUCAUCCUUCGGUAGGAUGUUUCGUGACGCACUGUGGAUGGAAUUCGACGCUGGAGAGCCUCGCGUUUGGAGUGCCGACAGUUGCGGUGCCGCAGUGGACGGAUCAAGUGACGAAUGCGAUGUCUAUUGAGAGAGCAUGGGGAACCGGAGUCCGAGGUGAGGCCAAUGAAGAUGGUGUCUUGGAUGGUGAUGAGCUGAUGAGGUGUUUGGACUUGGUUAUGGGAGAUGGCGAAAGAGGGGAAGAGAUUAGGAGGAAAGCGGAGCUAUGGAAGGAGAGAGCUGCGGAGGCCACCAAUGAAGGAGGAUCGUCCGAUCGAAAUCUAAGGGCGUUUGUGAACGAGAUCGCUACAUCCAAUCAAAAUUGUCAUUAGAUUUGCUUGUCUCGUGCAACCACAAUUAAUGCGGGCUUAUUUAGUGUAUUAUUUUCCAAUAGCAGCAGAGGUGGAUGUCUGCAUCUGAUACAAAAAUAAUAAAUAAAUAAAGCAUUCUA
This is a messenger RNA of Asparagus officinalis (garden asparagus), 1663 nucleotides long. RefSeq names its product cyanidin 3-O-rutinoside 5-O-glucosyltransferase-like. The record is from RefSeq and is a predicted model, not a curated record. Lineage: Eukaryota; Viridiplantae; Streptophyta; Magnoliopsida; Asparagales; Asparagaceae. Gene Ontology annotation, molecular function: UDP-glycosyltransferase activity.